This is a messenger RNA of Paraglomus brasilianum, 1461 nucleotides long. NCBI's taxonomy places the organism in Eukaryota, Fungi, Glomeromycota, Glomeromycetes, Paraglomerales, Paraglomeraceae. The record is from the annotation of a GenBank genome assembly.
AUGGACAAAGAAAAUCUUAAAAGGCAUGCUGAAACAUUAAAAAGAGAGAUUUUUGAUAAAUUAGAAGCAGACUAUAAAAAACUAAACAAGAUUGGCAAAUCAGAAGAGUUAUUAGAAGAAAUUAAGAAGUGCGAAAAAGACUAUGACAGAAAAUUCAGUGAUUUAGCAGGCUUUAUUAAUAGCAAAGGCUUAAGCGGAAUGGUUCAUAUAGAUGAAACAGGAAAGUUUAAUAAUAGAAAGUUAAAAUUAUUUACAAAGUUAAAGAAAAAACAUAAUCUACUGCCAAAGGAGGGUCAACAAACUUAUCAAAAUCUAAAUAAAAAUAAAAAAGAAGAUGGUCGCCAAGUAAUUAGAGAAGAAGUAUUAGAAAAAGGCAAUGAGAAAAAUGCUUAUACUUGUGCUGAAUGCUAUAAAGAUAAAAAUGAUGAGGGCGAUGAAGAAGAACUAAAAAAAGAGUUUCAAGAGUACUUAAGGAAGAAAAAGAGUUAUUACAAAAUUGAUUGGAAAGAAAUAGGCAAAGAAAAUAAAAAGAACUGGAAAAAUAUAACUAAAGAAUUUACUGAAGAAUUGCAAGCAGAGUGGGAAGAAAGAGGAUUUACCUACAACGAAUGCAAAGAGGAAGACUAUGAAAAUGAAUUAUCGGCAGAAGAAGAAAAAGAAAGAAAGACAGUAAAUGCUCAAGAGUGGCUAGACCGCAAUUAUCCAAAAAAUGGAACUUGUUCAUUAAGUUCAGAUAGAGAAAAUUAUGGCAAUAACUUGCUUUCCGAUACUAAUUUUCUUAGUAAUCUCAACGCUGAAAAAUUAAAAGUUUUAAGUAUUCAUAGUAAUAAUUUCUCCAAACAAGACUUAGAAUUCCUAAGCCAAUUCACUAACUUAGAAGAACUAUACCUCGACAAUUCAGAUGAAGACAAAUUUAACCAAGGAAUAUACAAUUGCUUUACUGGCUCCUUAGAGCCUUUACAGAACUUAACUAAAUUACAAUGGUUAAGUAUUGCUAAAACAGAUAUAGAUCAUGGAUUAGAGUACUUACCUGAAAAAUUAGAAAAAUCUACCCGAAUUACUGGAGUAACUGAGCAAUUGAUUCAAGAAGAGGAAAAUGAACCACAAUCAGCACGAAUAAAAAAGUUAAGAAAAAAAGUUGAGGAAUUAGAGAAGAAAAAAAAGGAAUUGUUAAUUAGAUUAAGCGAGUUAGAACCUCCCGAAAAAGAAAAGUCGGGAGUAGAAUUAUCUCCCCGGCAAGAGCAAAACAAAGCAAAAGAUUUAGAAGAAAGAUUAAAGACUACUCAAAGUCAAUUCAAACAAUUUCUCGAAGCUUACAUUAUUGAGAAAAAAGAGCAAAUAACUAAAGAAAAAGAUAAUGAUAAACUAGAAACUCUACAAGAAGAGUUAAAAGUUUUAGAGGAUUUGCAAUUAGCACAAGAGAUGGAAGUUAAUAUAGAAGUUUCUCCCAAAAAUAAUUAA